Messenger RNA from Salvia miltiorrhiza (redroot sage), 714 nucleotides. RefSeq names its product protein TIME FOR COFFEE-like. The coding region runs from base 228 to 476 and encodes 82 amino acids. The transcript is spliced from 2 exons. Lineage: Eukaryota; Viridiplantae; Streptophyta; Magnoliopsida; Lamiales; Lamiaceae. The record is from RefSeq and is a predicted model, not a curated record.
CUCUUCUCUCUCACCGCCGCCCGAAGUUCUCUCAUCUCCUCGCGCCGCCCGGAGUUCUCUCACCGCCGCGCCCUCUUCUCUCUCACCGCCUCGCGCACCGUGUUCUCCCAUCGCCCGGAGGUUCUCUUACCGCGUCACCUCUUCUCUCCCACCGCCACGCCGCCGUCCAUUCACCAUCAUGCACGGAGGAGUUGGAGAUUGAAAUCGCGGAGGUGUUGUACGGCUUGAUGACUCAGUCGCAAGCCCCUUCAUCGAAGAAGGAGGAGUCGAGAGAAAUCAACAGAUUGGGCAGCGAUGCGAAAUCACAUAAUUCGUCGCCGAUUUCGAAUUCUCCUUCGGCCAAUAAUCCCAAUUUGGGAUCCAAUUCUGGGCCCCUUUCAGCUGUCGCUCCGAAGAGGAAGAGGCCGCGGCAGAUACCGGAAAACUCGAGCUACGACGCUCGGAGCAGCCCCGUUCCGGCGAAGCUUGAAGCUUAACUUUCAACCUUAAAUAAUUAAAUGCUUUAUUGUAGGACCCACUAAAUUUUUAACUUUACACAACACCACUUAAUACUCUAAUUAACUUGUUCCUUAAUAACCGUGCCCAAAAGAAGGAGGACAUUUCCUUUGGGACGGAGGGAGUAUUUUUUUUACUUAAAAAAAAAUCAUUUUAGUUUUUGUUUUUCUUUUGUUACAUGUGUCACCUUACUUUUUUUGUGAUUUUCGACACAUAUCA